Tachysurus fulvidraco (yellow catfish) is the source of this 905-nucleotide messenger RNA. Its product is annotated as leukotriene B4 receptor 1-like. Gene Ontology annotation, cellular component: membrane. The record is from RefSeq and is a predicted model, not a curated record. The transcript has a single exon. Gene Ontology annotation, molecular function: G protein-coupled receptor activity. Lineage: Eukaryota; Metazoa; Chordata; Actinopteri; Siluriformes; Bagridae. Gene Ontology annotation, biological process: G protein-coupled receptor signaling pathway; immune response. The coding region runs from base 15 to 905 and encodes 296 amino acids.
CGACAGCUCUAAACAUGCAGCAGCUCAACUCAUCCAACAGCUCUCUCACCGCUCCUGUCUCUACUGUGAACCUGAUUUCCAGUAGUGUGCUGGCAGUUUGCUUCAUACUAGGAGUCCCUGGUAAUAUUGCUGUAAUGCUGCGUCUUUCUGGAUGGCUGAAGAGAGGCAGUUUCACCCCGAGACUGAUGCUAAGCCUGGCCAUAUCAGAUCUACUCACUCUGAUUUCUCUCCCGGUUUGGAUUUGGGCUGUUCUGCAUGAAUGGGUGUUUAGCUUGGUCUUGUGUAAUCUUCUCUCUUACAUGAUCUACUUAAGCUUCUACUGCAGCGUACUGUGUGUGAUUUUGAUGAGCAUGCAGCGAUACAUCCAAGUGCUGCAUCCUGAGAAAUGGAAGAAGCUUGGCAGAAAAGGAAAGAAGAUCCUUUUGAUUGGGAUGUGGAUGUUAAGUGCAGUUUUAUCAUGCUAUGCUCUCAUACUAAGCAAUAUAAGCUUGGACAGAGGAGGAAGACUUCAGUGCACGCUAAGAUAUCGGAAUAAUGCUGAAAGAGUGCUUACAUUAACCUGGGAGAUUAUAAUAUUUGUGGCUUCAUUCACCAUCGUAUCUUAUUUCUACUUUCAACUUCACAGAGGAGUUAAUAACUCAGCUUUCUUUAGCAGUAACUCAUUGACCAAGCUGGUGACCAGAAUUGUGGUGUUUUUCUUCAUUUUGUGGAUCCCGAAUCAAAUCUCUGACGUUGUGAUCAUCUUUGCUGCACUGACUGGGAAUGACAGUCUGUUAAGAUCUGUAGUAUCUGUAGAGAAUGUUACUACAGUUCUGGUUUUUAUUAACAGUUGUGUGAACCCUUUCCUGUACGCUUUCUCUGCUCAGGCUCUUCAACAGGGAACAGCUGGAACAAAUGAUCAUUAG